This is a messenger RNA of Cooperia oncophora, 285 nucleotides long. Lineage: Eukaryota; Metazoa; Nematoda; Chromadorea; Rhabditida; Trichostrongylidae. The record is from the annotation of a GenBank genome assembly.
AUGUCGUUCCAUGGUUUCACUGGAUCCGGAAAGAACUACGUUGCUGAAAUAAUAGCCAAUAGCACUUUCAAAAAAGGUCUGAGGAGCAAUUUUGUGCACCAAAUUGUCGCCAGUUCCGAUUUUUAUGAUAAAGACAAGAUUGCAGAGUACAAGGUACAAUUACGAGCACGAAUACUAGAUGCGGUGAAGAAAUGUAACAGAGCAAUGAUCAUCUUUGAUGAAGCUGAUAAACUUCCUGAACAACUACUUGGUGAGUCGUGGACUCCUUGUGGCUACAAGUUGUAA